Messenger RNA from Cottoperca gobio, 1690 nucleotides. RefSeq names its product ring finger protein 126 (gene rnf126). Gene Ontology annotation, cellular component: cytoplasm. The record is from RefSeq and is a predicted model, not a curated record. Gene Ontology annotation, molecular function: ubiquitin protein ligase activity. The transcript is spliced from 9 exons. Bases 78 to 1013 code for a protein of 311 amino acids. Gene Ontology annotation, biological process: protein ubiquitination. NCBI's taxonomy places the organism in Eukaryota, Metazoa, Chordata, Actinopteri, Perciformes, Bovichtidae.
GUCUUUUCCGAUGCAAAGUCAGGUUUUGUUGUCCCUUGUUGCUACCCGUCCGUAUCGCACUGGCCUCCUGCUUAGAAAUGGCUGAAGCUCCCCCACGACCCUGCCGGUUUUUUUGUCACCGGUGUUCAGCAGAGAUUAGUCCGCGUUUACCGGACUACACCUGUCCACGCUGUGAAUCUGGUUUCAUUGAGGAACUGUCUGAGGAAAGAAGUACUGAAAAUGGGUCCGCAUCCACGUCCUCCACCAGUGAUCAGAACCGCCCAGCCUUUGAGAGCAUGGAUCACCAACACUUGUUCACAUUUCCCUCUGGGUACGGUCCGUUCGCCCUCGGGAUUUUUGACGAGAACUUUGACCUUCGAACGCGGCUACCCUCAGAGGACAACCGAGAGACAGAAAACAGGAGAGAAAGGGAAAUGGCAUCGCGGCAACGAUACAGUGCACGGCAACCUCGGGGUCGACAUGUUCCUCGAAGACAGGGUACACGCCAUGAAGGAGUGCCCACACUAGAGGGAAUUAUCCAGCAGCUAGUAAAUGGCAUAAUAGCACCUACAGCCAUGCCAAAUAUCGGGGUGGGACCAUGGGGUAUGCUACAUUCCAAUCCAAUGGACUACGCGUGGGGUGCCAACGGUCUUGAUGCUAUUAUUACACAGUUAUUGAACCAGUUUGAAAACACUGGUCCACCUCCUGCAGACAGAGAAAGGAUAAAGAGUUUACCCACCGUUAACAUCACAGAGGAACAUGUGGGUGCUGGUUUAGAGUGCCCUGUGUGCAAAGAAGACUACAGCGUUGAAGAGAAUGUUAGACAACUUCCAUGCAAUCAUUUGUUUCACAAUGACUGUAUAAUACCGUGGCUGGAACAGCACGAUACGUGUCCUGUGUGCAGGAAGAGUCUAAGCGGACAGAACACAGCCACGGACCCACCGGGGUUAUCAGGAAUGAACUUCUCUCCCUCGUCCUCGUCCUCUUCCUCCCCCAGCUCACCUAGCAAUGAGAAUGCUGCCAGAAACUCUUAGAUUUUCACCGUCGCCUCGCAUCUGAAAACCUCACAACAUACGUCAAACGAGACCCAACGGCUCCGAGCUGAGACCAGGGCGGUAGUCUGUCUCAAUUCUAGGGGACGAUAUGAGUCGAACUCUGAAUCUGUUGCAGAUUUUCAGUCACCAUUCCUCCCCCUGUGCUGAACGGACACCCGGUCCAGCUCCUGCUGCUACUAAGCCGAGUAUUUGAAAGGGUGGGACUGGGCAGUGUCGAUAGAGGAUCCAGCUAGGCUGUGAAUAAUAAUUAUAAUAAUAAUAAUAAUAAUAAUAAGUGGGAUUGUGACCAGAACUGGAGCAGAGUUUAUGCCGGAGUGAACUGCUUUUUGAUGGAGACAUGUCUUUGCUACGAGGCUUUGGCACAUUUUAUAUUAACGACAGAAUGCUCUUUUUUUCUUUCUUUUUUUAAACAUAGCCUGUGGUGGUGCAGAGUCCAUAGAUGUGUAGAUAGAGAAUUCAUUUUGAAUGGUCAGCCACUGUACAGCUAGUAGAUCAAACUAAAACCUUGUGGAGAGUGUAUGCAUCAGAUUUUUAUUUAUUUGCACCUUUUUGUUUUUUUAUUCUGCACAAAAUUGUGUCUGAGGCUAAAAAUGUGAAUUUGGGUAAACUACUGAACAAACAAAAAAAGUUCUUUGCAUUAAAUAAGUCUUUGAGGA